UAACUCAUCCUCUCCCACCCAUCAGCUUCUCUCUCUCGCGCUUUGUGCUCCUGCUGAUCCAGUGCCUUAACGCGCCCCGCUGACCGGUACCGACCAGAACCCCCGAGCAACACCACAGCAACAUCUCAGCAACACCACAGCAACCGCCAUGGAGCAGAUCGCCGCCGCGUAUAAGGAGAAGAUGAGGGAGCUGUCCAUGUUCUCACUGUUCUGCUCUUGCUUUAAUCCCAGACUCCACAAAAACCUGGACGUCAACUCAGAGUAUAUGGAAGUGAAGCCUAUAAAUAAACGAGCUUCAGGUCAGGCCUUUGAAGUGAUCCUCAAGCCCCCCUCGCCGGUGUCAGAUGUGGCCCACAACAUCGCGUCCAUUUCAAAGAAAAGAGACGUCUCUCUGGAGGACAUCCAGAAGAAACUGGAGGCUGCUGAAGACCGGAGGAGAUCUCAGGAGGCCCAGGUACUGAAGACUUUGGCUGAGAAGCGCGAGCACGAGCGGGACGUCAUGAUAAAAGCCCAGGAGGAGAACAAUAACUUCAGCAGGAUGGCUGAAGAAAAGCUCAUACUGAAGAUGGAGCAAAUUGACGAGAACCGCAGGGCCCACAUCGCAGCCAUGAUGGAACGCCUGCAGGAGAAGGAGCGACAUGCCGCUGUUGUCCGCCGGAACAAGGAACUGAGAGAAGAACUGACAGCAUGAAGUCGUUUUCACUCUCGUCAACACUUCUUUUUUCAUCCUGUUGUUACACACACAAAAAAUCACACACACAUUCGCGCAGUACUAUCUAGUAGGUAAUUUCAGUAUAGUUUAAAUGGUCUUGCUCAGUUUCAUAGUUUAUCACUCAUAGAUUAGUUUGUAAAUACGUAAUUUUUUAAAUAACUAUCUCUCCAUCCGUCUACCAGUCAGUCUGACUGAGCACAAACAAACAUCCAUUGUAUAAAGUCUAUCUACGAUACAGUGUCAUUAUCAUAUGUAGACUUAACACCUUAAUCCCUUACAAAACACAUAUAAUCUGCAUUAUACACCUGCAUACACAAGUACACAGAGUAUUUAUGCUGAUAUACAGUAUAAACGACACACUGGAGUACUUUCUUUCUACAACCCGGCUCUGAAACACACCUCGUUCCAAGGAUUCUCUUUGAUAAAUCUACCUUUGAAACGCAUUAGACACAAAAAAGGUGGUUUGUGUUUAAAUAUUCUGAUCAUCUGCUGUUUACGACCUACUCUUUGGACCUUUUUGAACUAAGUAGUGCUAUAAAGUGAAGGGUCACUGAUUAGCAUUGUAUCAAUAACUCUGUAGCCUUCUUUAGCAACAUCAGCUUUGAAAAACAACUUGCUUUGAAAAAAUGGUUCACAAAAAAUGUAAUUUACCCAGUUUCUUUGCCUCACCCAAACUAUGGUAUGGCUUUGGGCCGUUACGUUGCUGUCUGAAGCAAAGGUGGCAUUACCUUAUUUUUUUCCUCGUGAGCCUUUGGCUCAAGUACUAGGAAAACAACUUUUAAACACCAGGCACUAAUUGGUUAACGCUUGGAUGUGUAUUUCAACAAAUAUUUGGUAGCAGAUAUUUGGUUUAAUGCAGGAAAGAAAGAAGCAAAUAACACUAAUACAGGCAAAGUUAGCUUAGCUUUUUAGUUGUUAGCACUCGUUUAAGGAGGAUUAAAAUAUCAAAAACAUAAAACUAAGCAGGGCAAGUGUAAAAGACAUCUGAAAAUAUUGUCUGUUUACUGUUUGUGAAGUGCUAAAAGAAACAUGUAGGUUUUAUUAUGAGAGGAGUAACUGAGGCAGCCUCUCACCGCAGCUAAUGAGCUAAUGCUAAGAGCAGAGCUAACCGAGGGCCACCAUCAAAGCAGCUAAUGCUAAUAAACUAACAGAGGUAAGUCAGUGGAUAAUGUUAGACUUAUUUUGUGAGAGGAAAUUGACAAUUUUCAUAUCUUCUCACUGUUUCUGUACCAAGUUAAAAUUAAGUACUUUGAAAUCAUCCUCAAAUGCAGUCCCAAAAACAUCAACAAUGUUAUGAUGAAACUGGCUUUUAUCAGGACUGCCCCAGAAAAGGAAGACCAAGAGUUAGCACUAGCAGCUACGGAAAGCGCAAGUUAGCAAUGGUAAGCAUGUUUCUCUGCGAAGAAUGUUAAUAAACAGCUGAAAAGUGGAACUCUGAGUGGUUAACCAGGACGUGAGUAACUGUGCACAUCCCUAGUUUGAGGUAAAGGGAGAAUUAAAUUGGUAUAAAUUCGAUUUUUUUGUGAACUCUUGCAUUAAAAUCACACUGAAUGCUGAAUGGCCAGUCCUUUUUAUAGUAUUUCCUCAUUCCGUAACCUGAAGAGCAUGUAAAUUCUCCUCUCACCCUGAUUCCCUGUUUGAGUGUGUGUUUUUCUGUGUGAAUAAUAAAAAAAAAAAAUCUUAACUCGAGGUUGAGGCUUGCCAUCCUGCAGGUCCAUCAGACCCAAACCUACUGCAGUUCUGCUGGUGCUGUUUAGAGUCAGAUGAAUGUCUGUAUCCUGACCGUACUGAUUUCUGUAAUAUCUCUGCCGGUCGAAUGUACUUCUCCUCCUGACUUCAGCCUCUCCUGUGGAUAUGAGUUUUGUGUUUGAGUGUGUGUUUGUGUGUGUGACUGAGUGAGUGAAAGAGUGUGUGUCUAUGUUAAUUAGGGUGGCCAAGCUUUUGUGACCUUUCUCUUUGGCAGUGAAAUGCCAGUGUGGAACAGAAUAUGCAUUGAAUGUUUUUUUUUUAUUGAUCACUGUUUCCUCCUGAGAUCUGUCUGCCUGCAUCUUCUGCUGCGUAAACUGUGUUUCCCUCAUUUCUCUGUGUGCUAAAUUUGGUAAAUAAAGAUUUGGGGUUCUGUGAAGGCUG
Astyanax mexicanus (Mexican tetra) is the source of this 2842-nucleotide messenger RNA. RefSeq names its product stathmin 2a (gene stmn2a). The record is from RefSeq and is a predicted model, not a curated record. The transcript has 5 exons. Gene Ontology annotation, biological process: neuron projection development; regulation of microtubule polymerization or depolymerization; microtubule depolymerization. Lineage: Eukaryota; Metazoa; Chordata; Actinopteri; Characiformes; Acestrorhamphidae. Gene Ontology annotation, molecular function: tubulin binding. Bases 149 to 691 code for a protein of 180 amino acids. Gene Ontology annotation, cellular component: growth cone; neuron projection; cytoplasm.